Messenger RNA from Panicum hallii, 2562 nucleotides. Its product is annotated as factor of DNA methylation 1-like. Lineage: Eukaryota; Viridiplantae; Streptophyta; Magnoliopsida; Poales; Poaceae. The transcript is spliced from 7 exons. Gene Ontology annotation, biological process: gene silencing by siRNA-directed DNA methylation. Bases 393 to 2294 code for a protein of 633 amino acids. The record is from RefSeq and is a predicted model, not a curated record.
ACGUAUUCCAGAGCAGGAGAAAGCGAAGCACGCCAUCCAAUCCAACCAACCACAGCGCCGCCGCCGCCGCCGCCGGAUUCGAAGCGAGUCGCGACGCAUCCGCUUCUCUCGUGGCCGCACCCCGAUCGGCCCGCUCCGCUGGUAGGCGGCGCAGGUACCAAUGGAGUAAUGCGAAUUUGCUGCUGCUAGUCCUCUCCUCGCCAUCAUCACCCACCGCCCCCUGCCCCCCUCCACUCCAUUCCACUCCACCCCUCCCCUGCCCGCCCCGUGAACAGGGGGGAGAGUGAGUGAGUGAGAGAGAGAGAGAGAGAGAGAGAGAGAGAGAGAGAGAGAGAUCGCAGCGGGAAGCGAUCGGAGGCGGCGGAGGAUUUUCACCCACUUCUUCAAUUCAAAUGGAACACAGCUCCUCAGAAGAUUCAGACAUUAGCGAUUCGGAUAUUGUUGAACACAGGGAGAAGACCUACGCCCAACUGCGAGCCGGAAAAUUGAAGGUGAAGCAUGGUGAGAAUGCCUUUCGUUGCCCCUUCUGCCCUGGUAAGAAGAAGCAGGACUACAACCUGAAGGAUCUACUGCAGCAUGCCACGGGAAUAGGAGCUGCUCCUAAGCGUAGUGCCAAGGUAAAGGCAACACACCUAGGACUUGCUAUGUUCUUAGAGAAGGAUAUAGCCAGCUCGUUGGAGAAACCAUUGCAAAUUGUGGCCAACAAGCCUAAAACUCCAAACAGUGAAGAAGAGGUUUUUGUAUGGCCAUGGAUGGGCAUCGUGGUUAACUUACAAUAUGAGUUGAAGGGCGAAGAAUAUUCGAGGGAAUGUGAAGAAAGGCUAAGAGCACAGCUCUCGCGGUUCAGACCGCUCCAAGUCGCAAUUCUUGGGGGUGACAAUGACCAAACAUUUUGUGCCAUUGUCAAGUUUGCCAAGGACUGGAGUGGAUUGAAGGAUGCAUUGGCUUUCGAAAAGCAUUUCGUAGUCGAGCAGCAUGGUAAGACAGAUUGGAACAAAAUAAAUUGCAGAAAGGACGAUCUUUAUGGAUGGCUUGCAAGAUCAGAUGACUAUAACUCUCCUGGGACAAUUGGGGGGCAUCUAAGAGAAAAUGGAGAUCUUAGAAGUGUUGGUGACCUGGAACGUGAGGGGCUGCAAGAAACUGGCAAGCGUGUAGCUCAUUAUGCUCGCCAAAUUGAGGUAAGAAACAAACAUAUGAGAGAAUUGGAGAUGAAGAACAAUCAAAAUGCCAUGAAACUUGAUAGGAUGAUGGAAGAGAAAGAUCGAUUGGUUGAAGAGCACAAUGAAAAGAUAAGAAAGAUGCAGAAAGCUGCUUGUCAAAAUUCUAGGAAAAUAAUUGAUGAAAAUAUUAGAUUGUAUGGAGAACUAGAGUCCAGGAAAAAGGAAAUUGACAGGAAAUGUGAGCAACUUGAAAUGUUUGCCACAAAAAGCAAUACUGACAGAGAAAAGCUUGAUGCGGCAAAAGAAAAGAAUGCAAAGGAGAACAGGCUUCUUAAUUUAGCAACCCUAAAGCAGAACGAAGAAUAUGAGAAGCUGUUGCGGCUUGUCAAGAAACAAGAGCAUGAGAAAGAAGAUACUUUGAAGAAACUAUAUAAUUUAGAAAUGCAGUUGGCUUCCAAACAAAAACUUGAACUGGAAAUAGAACAGUUGAGGGGGGAGUUAGAGGUAAUGAAGCAUAUGGGAGAUGCUGAUACAAGUUUGAAGGAGAAGCUCGAUGAGUUGCGUGAAACACUGGAAAAUAAAGAUGAAGAAAUGGAGGCUAUCGAUUCUCUUAACCAGACCCUUAUUAUCAAAGAACGAAGAACCAAUGAUGAACUGGAAGAAGCCAAGAAAGCACUGAUGACUAGCUUGCCGAAAACGUCAGGAGCUCGAUCCCUUAUUGGUGUCAGAAGAAUGGGUGAGCUUGACCAGAAAGCUUUCCUUGAUGCUUGCAAAGAGAAAACAGCAGAAGAUGAUGAAGAGAAGUUGGCACUUCUGUGCUCAAAAUGGGAAGAUGAGAUCAGGCAACCUGAAUGGCAUCCUUUCAAAGUUAUCCAAGUCGAUGGAGAGGCAAAGGAAAUAAUCAAGGAGGAUGAUGAUAAGCUGCAAGCUUUGAAGGCUGAACUGGGUGAGAAGGCACACAAUGUUGUUGUGAAGGCCCUACAUGAGAUCAACGAGUACAAUCCCAGCGGUAGGUACCCCUUGCCCGAGCUGUGGAACUUCAAGGACGACCAGAAAGCGCCAAUGGGUGAGGUAGCAGCAUACAUAGUGAAGCGGUGGAAGACAUACAAGAGGAAGCACACCUACUCCACCUGAUGAUGGAGGAGGCCUGGAGGGGCCUUGCUAUACCAUGUGGAACCAUUGAUGUAUUCCUGUCUCUGAGCUCUUAGCUGAAACAGUGUAAUGUACUAAAUUCCUUCCAUCUCUUGGGACGAUUAGCUAGUAUCGCCAGGCAAACAUUCUGGGCCUAUCUGGUACCUUGAUUCUACUCUAAAGCAUGAACCCCUCGCUGAGAUGGUGUCCUGUUCUUAUUCGUACUAUUACCUGUGCGUUAGAAUGCAAACAUACGAUGAUUUAGAUCUUA